Messenger RNA from Phytophthora nicotianae INRA-310, 1131 nucleotides. RefSeq lists its product as hypothetical. Bases 1 to 1131 code for a protein of 376 amino acids. NCBI's taxonomy places the organism in Eukaryota, Oomycota, Peronosporomycetes, Peronosporales, Peronosporaceae. The record is from RefSeq and is a predicted model, not a curated record. The transcript is spliced from 2 exons.
AUGGCUGGACGUGAAGACAGCACACGUGGAAAAGGACGCGGUCGGAAGGGUCGUAAUCCCGGGUUACGCCAGUCGCUGCGUGCUCAGGGGCUACCGCCGAAGAAGGAACCGUCCCUGGAGGAAGUCAAGAAGGCUGCCCGGGAACGCAAUACUGCGAAGCGCAAGGCAGGCGCUGAGAAGAAGGAGAAGGAGUCGUCGGGAGUUCAAGAUCGAGACAACCCGGAUGCUGACGUCUCGGAUGCGCACCAUGCAGUUCCGGAUGCCGUUGCCCCGGAUGUCGAAGAGAAGACCCCGAGUGACUCCGCGAGGAGCUCACACUCGAGUGCGAGUAUGGAGUUCGUGGGUGUGUCUGCCCCGGAUGUACCCACACAGGCGUCAGUGGGAGGCGCCGUCAAGGUUAAGUGCCCGGCUGAAGGUGGCCCUUUGGGAUUCCUGAAGCCGAGAUCGGACGCUUGGUACGUCACGGCAAACGCGACCUCCGAGUACAUUACAACCCGGAUGUCGAUGGCCCGCCAGAGCGACGUUUGGAUUUCUGAGUGGAACCUGGUGCGGUUGUCCCCGAAUGCCGUCGACGAUGACCUGUUCGCCCUGAGUGUCGACUUGGACACGCUGUCCGUGGUCGAGUGCGUUGCGCUCCUGCAGACACUGUUCUUCGAGGCCAGUUUCAGGUUUCGCAACCUGAUUCCACGAUGGUCUCAGACUCGGACGUCCAGAUUGAACACGGAAGUUGUGUUGGGAGUCGCUCAGGACCUUCAACACUUGCUCGCUCUGGAACUCCUGAAUUGGCGUAACAUUUCUUCAGAGGUUCCAUUGCGAGUUGUCUUUGCACCUGGACUGAACGUUCCGAAACUCGAUACUGAGGAAGACAAUGCGGAAGACAUCAAGGCGGAAGACCGGGAAGGCGAUCUAUUAAUGUCUGAUUACCAGGCCGGCGUCCUUGGCCCUGACUGUCUGCAGCGUCUGGAAGGCAUCGGCAUUCGGACUGUUCGGAGCCCCGUUGGUUCGUCGCUUGGAGAACCGGACUUGAAGCUCCAGCACCCUGCUCCGUCUUCAAUUCCGUCCCUGAGCUCGCACCAGUCGCUCCGGACGCCGACCCAAGCCUCUACGAUUCGUCUCUCCCAGAUGCCAUGA